UGCAGGUCGCGCUGGAGCUGAGCAUGUGGAUAAUUUUAGCCGGCGUGUCGUUACUUACGGCCGUGCUGUUCACGUUGGACGACGUGUAUCGUGUCGAAGCGGAUUCUAAGAGCGAGCACAAAUAUUCACGCAUCGCUACAUCUGAUAAGGACGAUAAUAAAGUUUCCAGCGACGCUGGUCUCGCGCCAACCGCGAAAAAGAGGAAAAUUGUUCGGAGCACAUAGAGUACAAAUUACCCCGCAAUAAAUUAACGUCACGAUGAGCCGACGUGACAGCGGUUUGCUCGCCGUUGUUGUUCGCAGCGUCUACGGGCGUAAUCGUUGAUCUCGCGUUACCUUCGCGCUACGCGAUAAACUCCAGCCGCGGGACCGCUCAUUAACAAAUGCGAAAGUUUCGCAAUAACCCUCCGGAUUCGCAAACGAUGCUCUGCGAUGGGCAAACAUAAUGCCGAGUCAUUGCGAAACAGCCGGUUGAUAUAUAGAGCAACGGCCAAAAUUCUCGCGUGUAUUGUGACUCAGCUCGUUAAAUUUGGCGCAUCAUUGUCGAGAGAAGAAAUCAUGUGGGUGACAAAGGUGUUUUCCCUCUUUGUAGCUGUAUGCGUAGUGAGUUCGAACGCUUACAACAUGAACAGAGGUUUCGAGGAUAUGUUGGGUUCGACUUUCACGAAUCUCGAGCAAAAUGCGAAGAAUAUGGCCAGCAAUAUCAAGAACACCAUCAGCACGCAGAGCAAGACCAUGACUAAUUACAUAAACAACAUAAAGAACGAGACAGAUAUCGCGAUACACCAAGCUGGCAAACAUUAUAUGCUGGAUACCAUAUUUCACAAAAUACAGGAGUUUCUGGAAGAAAAGCUCGCUUACUUGAAGUCUCUCUUCGUAGGUAGUAGCACAUCAAACAAGUAUGCUCUCAAGAUAUUUCAAUUCUCUAACUUAAACAGCCCUUUCAAUCCUCUCAAAAAUCUAAAAAACUUGAGAGACGAGAAAAUAUUUGGAAUCUUCUUAGGAGGGAACACGUUGAUCGCAAUACCGGAUUCGACGGAAACCGAAUCAACGGAGGUGAAUAAGGACAACGAGUCCGCAGAUUCGGCUACUUCAGAAAAGACAUCGCAAUUGAAGGAAGUGGAAGACUCCACGUAACAAGCUUCCAGUUAACAAGCCUUCAAUGUAGCAAGUCGUAGAACCGACGUAUCUCCGACGAUUAAAUCCAUAAAACGAGAAAUUAAAUUCGAACCAAUCAUAUAUACUAUUAUUAUCAUAUUGUUCCUACAAUUAUCGAUCUUAUAUGUGAACCUGUGCGAAGGUCAACGUAAAUUUACUUCAAGUUAAUAAAUUAGCCACGUGGAUCAUAAAACAGCACACCUAAAUUGCUCUGGUCUAUCGAGCUCCGUGAAUCAUGUCAUACCAGCGCAGACGUGCAGUCCGACUUCCAGUGAUGUGAUAAGAAGCAGACCACUGCUCCGUCUUUGUAGAAUGUUCUUGAGAGGAAAUGCUCUUUCAAUUUUACCGUAGCUACAAACGACAAACCGAGUCACAAAUGACAAACCGAGCUACUACCGAUUACCGAUUGCGUGAGAGCCUCGUGAAACAAAGCCCGUGAGACCGCGCGAGCCGGAGGAAGAUACUAAGAUAAGAUACUUCAAAUAAUACUUUCUUUUAUCUAGAACAAUAUCGAUCGCGGCCGUUAUAGUCGCAAUUGCAACGACGGUGAUACCGUCGCGAUGGACACUACCACGGCAAAGGCGCUACCGUGAUAACUACGAGUCUGAAUGACCGUCCAAUUAGACCGUCAGUGAUUAGCUUCGCGAGGAAUGCAGCAACGUCACCGAUGUUUCAGUCGCGUAUUCCAGUCGUAAUCUGACACUUAAAACCACACUGACAGAAAAAGAGACAGUGAUAGCAACUAUACGAUAGUUGUACGAGUUUUGUAUGUAGAAUUAAUAUAUAAAGUUUAAUACAUUAUUCUGUAAUUAUUACAACUGAUUCACUGAGAAAAAAAAAUCUAAAAAAUAAAAAAAUAUUUAUUCGCUGUGUACUGAUAACACAUAUUUACUUAUACUAAUAUAAAGUAUCUUCAAAUGAGAAAAUAUCUUCUAAUAUAAAAUAUCUUCAAAUAAAAAAUAUCUUCAAAUAAAAAAAAUAUACGUUUUCUUCAAAUCUCAGUUUUCCGUGAAAGUAAUUGUUUAUUCUAUUUAAAUGAAGUAAUGUAGACUAAAUGCAUUAUUAAUAUCCAACGAGUAAAUAUUUUUUCAUCUUUCAAAUAUUUUUUUCUUUCAGUAUAUUAAUUACGUAGUUUUUCUAACUAUCCAGCUUUAGUUGCAAUAACACACACUUUACGAAAUAUUUUAUUAAAUUAUAUACAUCAGUUCUGUACAUAAAACUCAUGCAGUUGCUAUUACAAUUUUUGGCCCGACUAUUAAUAGCCGUUACUCAAAACUUGACCUAUGUGAGAUCAAGUCUGAAUUUAGAAUUAGAUGAGUUUUUUGUUUAAAUCAUAUCUAAUAUACGCAAAAUUACACUCCAGUUGGAAAACUCAAUCUAACUCCAAAUUAAGGUUUAUUGAUUUUUGUUAUCAGUAAUUUAUAUUGAUCAUGUUAUAUAUAUUAAUAUUUGUCAUUUAGUGGCUUAUGCGAGACUCUCAAAUUUUUAUUCUGAAUUAGAUUUCCAAGUUUUUCAGUUGAAUGUCGAUAUAUGUAACACUUACAUCUCAAUUCAGAUUCCAUUGGAAAAGCUUUCAUCUGACUCUAAAUUAAAAUCUAAGUAUCUCUUGAGAUUUGAGACUAAAUAUCACUUGAGAUGAGUUUCAAAUAAUAACUAUUAACCUUGUAUUGUUCACUGUGACUCACAUUUCAUCAUUAUUUAUCUCCAAUAUGAAUGUUUUUCUUAUCUUAAUCGAUAUUACAUGAUGCAUAAUAUGGCUGCUUUCUUUUAGUAUAUUGACAGCGAUAGUAACUGUUCAACGUGAUCUUAGAGUCACAAAUCUAUUUUGAGGAAAUAAAAAAUUAGAAAUGUAAAAUUUUACCUUAUAUGUAUUGAGUACUUCAGUUUCAAACAACCUAUGUAUAUGACAAAUUUUUUAAACGUGAGAAAUUGACUUGGAUAGCAAAGAGUUAAUAUGCGCCUAACUCUGUGAGUGUCUCACCUGAGGCAGGCUCCAAACAACGAUUAUAUAAUACGGAUCUUCUUCUCCGGCUAUAGGCCGGAUGUAUUUCAAUAACAAUGUUCAGCACGUGUAUGACUUAUUAUGUGCCCCCAUAGGGGCACGCACAAACUAGUCGAGAGUUCUUCACUUUAUUAUGUGGCGCGCGAGUAAAGCCUCUCGAUAAAGAUAAGCCUCCUUGUGAAAGAGCAUGCGUAAUGCACGACCACUGCGAUUCACAGGCAGUCGAGUGCCGAUAAGCGAGCGACGUGCACGAUCGCGACGCCGAUCGCCAACCGGUUUAUUCAUUAAUUCCCUACUCCACUAAGAGCAUUUGAUUCGUGUUGUCGGUAACUCGAACGCCGGAACAGCGCUGUGUAUAUUAAUCGAUACUCGGUGUUGGACCUCAGUAGAUCGAGCGGACCCAACAGCUCGCGAGCGUCGCUACAAUUUAUAGUGUGUGAGUGCGUGCAACUGUGCGUGUGACCGCGCGAAAUUUUCAAAUUCUCCCGCCCCCACAAAAGAUACGCUGUACUGAAGUGGCACCAUGUACGUCGCGGCGCUCGACAUCGGCACCACCACGGUGCGCUUCCACGUCCUGAAUAAGGCAGCUGAAACGGUGGCUUCCUUAUCGCAGAAGGUUUGUCACGAUCGAUCGCUUGCGAAUUUUCGCGUUCCUCCAACAGUCGAGCGACAGAUUGUCGGAACAGUAGCGUGGCCGCGUAGCAUAGAUAAUUUAAAGCAGGGUGUAUAAGCGUCGAUAAGAGGCAAGUAGGACGAACAAACAAAUAAUUAGCACGCAAUAAUCACAAAUAAUUAUCACAACCGAUGUUAUCGAGUUGUUUUUACUAUUACAUAAUGGUUAUCUUUUUUUACCGCAAUUGAUGUAAGUCGGAAACACAUCGAGGCCUGAAUGGGAUUCUAAAUAGCGUGAGAGGGAACGUUAGUUAAGUUUCAAUGUAAUGCUUAUGUUAUAUUCAAUUCAUAUUAUAUUCUUGAUAUGUAUUCAACACAAAUAAAAGACAGAGGCGGAGCGAAAUGAGAAACACGAGGAGGUUGAAUAGAAGAAUCAAGCUAAAGUUAGAAGUCAAUGAACAAACAUUAUGCCUAUUCCUUUUACCUGAACUGUUUGAACUGGUGUACAGUCACGGACAAUAAGGUUGGCUGGUUUUAACUUCGCGCCAUUCAAAUUCAUCUCAUUGAACUGAAUCGCAUGAAGUCAAAACCAAUCAAUCUUAUUGUCCGCGACUGUACACUGGUGCAAUAAAUUAGAGCGAGACAAAUAUAUUUUUUUCACUCUAAUUUAUUACACCAGUCUACACCAGUUCAGACAGUUCAGCUAAGAAGAACAGACCUAAUAAUCUCGAAAUUGAAAAGAGAAUCGAGGAGACGACUGCUCCCGUGCUUCGAUAAUAUUGCGUUGUUAUUCCUUAUAGUGCGUUGUCGGUCGCAAAUAAAAAAUAUGAUAGAA
This is a messenger RNA of Odontomachus brunneus, 4606 nucleotides long. RefSeq lists its product as uncharacterized. The record is from RefSeq and is a predicted model, not a curated record. Lineage: Eukaryota; Metazoa; Arthropoda; Insecta; Hymenoptera; Formicidae. The transcript has 2 exons. The coding region runs from base 432 to 1136 and encodes 234 amino acids.